Molecule: messenger RNA, 4010 nt
Organism: Ctenopharyngodon idella (grass carp)
Lineage: Eukaryota; Metazoa; Chordata; Actinopteri; Cypriniformes; Xenocyprididae
Gene: lactbl1b
Product: lactamase, beta-like 1b
Exons: 9
Coding region: 454-2265 (603 amino acids)
Source: RefSeq, a predicted model, not a curated record
UCGAUCUUCUUUAUGCCCUGUACUCUACCUCAAUAUACACUCUGCUUGGUGACUUUAAUAUAGCCUACUGCCAAUUUUUUCUGGACUGUAGUAGAAUUUCUGUCUGUCAAACAUGCUACGUACUACGUACCUAACACAACUUUCUUCACUUUGCCAUGAAUCUGCUCCAGGUACGUCAAGGGUCGCCAUCUUGUAACGCUCAACAAACACACCUGUUCAAAUGGAAAUCAACGAAGUAGAUUCGUCAGUGUCCGGAAAACUACUGACGAUGUUGCAGAUGGCAGAUAAUCCAGAAUCUUGGGUCUGAUGCAAGCUGGAUUUAUCCAUGGCCAUGAUACCAACAUCUGUCGUGACUUCACAGUAAGCUAGCUGAACACGAGAGAGCGUGGAGUGUGAAUAUUCCUUCGUCGUCUACGAAGAAGAGUGUUCCUAAACCUCACUUAGGGAGUAAACAUGGGAGAGACGGGGAGCAAGGUGGUCCUGAAGGAGACAUCUGUGGACGGAGUCCAGCCCCAGCCAACGCCAGCACUUGCCUUAGACGGUUUAACCAAAACCAGCAAGAUGAAGGUGAAAUGGACCCAACUGGGCCUGGUCUUUUUCUUGCUGCUGUCCAUCAUCAUGACUGGUUGCUUCAUUUGGCAGUACCAGCUGCCCAAAUUAGUGACAGAUGAAAAUGCCGGGGAAAGAUCCAAAUCUGUGAGAAUGUGCCCUCGCUUCCCAGAGCCCACACCUCUGGAACACCCCAUCCCCACUUUGAAGGAGGCACUUGAGAAAGUUGACGCACUGCUGCGCAAUAACAUCAACCCCAUCAGUCUGCCCUCAUUAUCGGCUAUUGUUACUUACAAUGACACAGUGCUGUGGACAGGGAACUUCGGCAAGAGAAAUGGUAGUGAUCCCAACUCUGCACCACCAAAUGAAUACACCAUUUACAGGAUUGCCAGUGUAUCCAAGAUUUUUCCCACUCUGAUGCUGUAUCGAUUGUGGGAAGAUGGCAAGGUGGGCUCCUUGGAUGACCCCCUGGAGAAGUAUGUGGACAACUUCACCAUUAAAAACCCCCUGGGAAAAAGCAGAGACUCUGAGCUGAAAUACGUCACUGAUGGGCUGAUCUUCCUUGACAGUGGUGAGGUUCAAAUCAGAUCAUCCUCGGUAACAUUAAGGAGAAUGGCCAGCCAGCUUUCUGGUCUACCCCGAAGACUCCGUGGAACUAACUUGCUGUGGAAAGGGAAGACCAAGGCUGCAAUCAACCUCCUGCAAGAUGAUGUGCUUGUCGCAGAUCCAGGGACCAAAUGUCACUACAGCAAUUUGGCCUUCUCUUUGCUCGCCCAUGUCCUCUCUGAGAGAGUUGUGGGUAUCAAUUAUCAGCGAUGGGUCACGGAUAACAUUCUGGGCAGGUUGGGAAUGGAGGACACAGGGUUUGACAUCAGCCCUGGUAUCCAAAAUCAAAUGGCUGUCGGUGUGUACGCCAGUGGCCAAAUGGCACCUCUUUAUGACUUGGGGUGGUACCGCCCCUCUGGCCAGAUGUAUUCGACGGCUGCUGACAUGGCUAAAUUAUCUAUGAUGUUGCUGGGAGCCUAUCACCGCAAGCUAUUGGAGCCUGACACCUUAAAAAUUAUGCUAACCCCUCUGUUCCGCUGCAACAAAGACUACUUCGCAAAUCGUACUGGAACGCCAUGGGAAGUGAAUGAACAGAUGGGAUAUGAGGUGCUACGCAAGGAUGGUGAUCUAGAUGGCUAUUCCGCUACAUUCUCUCUGGUGCCUCGGCUUAAGCUAGGCUUGGUGGUGCUAAUGGCGGGCACACGGCCGCAGAACCAGGAUAUAGUGUCAAAGGCCUACUCGUAUAUCAUUCCCGCCAUGGAGAGGGCCUUCAGGGAGGCCAAGCGGUUUCUUAUUCCUCCCCCCAAUCCUGCCCCCUACGUGGGCUUUUACACUUACGGCAACAUCACGUUUUACGAGAUUAAAGCGGGGCCAGAUGGUGUCUUGAUCAUGCAGCAGUUUGGACCCCAAAUUGAGGAUCUCAUCCCUGAGCGGUACCGGACCAUAAAAUUGAAUUACUUAGUGGACCGAGUCUUCAGGGUUGUGUUCGAGAAAGAAUAUCCCUGCGUGCUGCGUGUCAACACCGCAUCCGUGUCCCUGGAAGCACAAGAUGGGCAGCUUUUUAACUUUUAUGUUUUUGAUAAGAAGGGUGUGUCUCCCGGAUUCGACGCUCCAGGGCUCAACACAUAUAAUGUGAUUCGAAUAUCCCGCAGACCCACGUUCUCUAACUAAGGAUGAAACUUUUUCCCGAAAAACUGUGAUCUGAGACAUUGGGGCUUUAUAUACGCGUGAUUGGGUCAAAUGAUAACAGAGGAUAGUUACCACUGUCAUUGUUUUUCUUGUAAUAGCUUGUUUAACCUAUGAGGAAAUUUCAGCAUAACCUAUUUUUGCACAUAUGAUCAUGUCCUUGUACAUAAAGAUGUCCUUAUAUUUUCAUGUUCUUCCUUAUUAUAUAACUUGCCAUUGUACAGUACCUAUCAAAAGUUUGGAAACAUUACCAUUUUUUCAAACUUCUUUCAAAACCUUUAAAAAAAAAAGUGUAAUGUGUCCAAACUUUUGACAGGUAUAUAAAAACCUUUUGUACAGUUAGCUUUGUACAUAAAUUAUUAAUGCUAUUUUCUGGAUCUAACAUUAUAAAUCAUCUACUUACAAGCAAAAUAACAUAUAUAAACAAUAGGCUCUUUUGGGGACCUUGCUAAAUUGGUCUCACUAAAUCACUGUCACAUAUUAAUUUUCCAUGCAAUUGCAACUGAAUAUGCAGAAAUAAAUUCAGUUUCCAAUGCUUAAAUAGUCUUUUAUGCAAAAUAAGCCUUGUCCCGUUCUAUGCAGGGAUAUUAAUGCAUAGAUUAGUAAAUCAUCAAAAGGUGAUGAUUGAGCGUGAUGAGGUGAUGAUUGAAAAAAUUAUUGAGCAUGACAGUCAUUCUGUGGUAAAGCCAACAUUUUCACAAUCAUUAUAAAUUCUUAUAAUGCUCUAACUUUUAGACUUUGUACUUAUUAUAAUAAUACUAUAUGCACAUUAUAUUCACUUUAUGAGAGAUAAGAAUGGAAUUAUGAGAAGGCAAAUGAGUUUGUUUUUGUCAAUUUUUUUGCUUGAUCUAUAGUUUAUACAGUGGCAAUUGAAUACAAUUUAUUUACAAACACAAAACAAGAAAAAAUCUGAUUAAUACAUAAUGCUUAACAUACCAAAAUAAACCCUGGGUUUCUGCAAUUAAAACCUAAUUUUGUGGUAUGGGGUAAAACAGAUGGUUUUGAAUAACUUAUUCUCUGAAAUUGAAUUUAUAACAGAUAACCUAUUCAAAACCUUUUUUAAAGAGUGCAAAACUGGUUUAUGUCUAGACUUGCAAAUGAUUUUUGUAUCAUAUAUGAAUUUGGUGUUAAGCCUAGUCCUAUUUCUUCUCUCUCUCUCAUGUUCCAUAAAUUACAGGUAACAAAAUCUCCCCCUGAGACAGUUUCACAUUCAUCUCUCAUAUAUGUCACAGCAAGAUGAAGCUGCUAGAUUAAACUGUCAACAGGAAAGUUCACUAAAAUAGAAAAGAAGCAAGUAAUAAUGAGCAAUAUUUGCUUCAUUUGAAAGUAAAGCCACAGUUCUCCAAUGUAUUUAAGAGCUACAAUCCACAGAUACAAAAAAUAUUCUAUUUCUCAUGAUAUCAUGAUAUAAGUCUAAUGAAGCACUUUUGACAAAAACAUUUCUAAAUGACAAUAAAACUACAUAAUAGCAGCAUUUAAGCCAGAAUUCCUGCACACAGCAUUCUGAUAAGCACCUGCAGUUAAUUGAAACAUAAAAUUCACACUUUUCCAUAAUAGUCUGAAAAGGUUAACGUGCCAUGCAGCUCUUAUUGUUCUUCUUUCACUGUGUAUUUUUAAUGACUCCCUUCUGGCACAAGUAUGCUGCUACUUCUUUUCUGCUGGAGGAAAAUGGAUCCAGGGAACAUUGUGCAUGUUUCCUUUUGUUCAUGUCCCCAAGACACACACACACA